UUCGCCACAAGUGAUUUUAUCUUUUCGCUUCAACAUUUUUUACUUUGAAGCGGCAUUCAAUUUUGCUCGUUAAACGUCAAAAAAUAUUGAGUUGUUCUGUUGUCGAGGAAUUGCAAAAAUUUUGAUUGAAUGGAAAUUUGGAUUGUAAAAUAUGUUAUUUUCUUUAAAUAACUAAUAGAAAAUCUUCCAAGACAAGUAAAGCUUUCGGAUAUCAUUUCAGAUAUAUUACUUAUGGCGAAAAAAAAAAUUCAAACCGAAAAAAAGUCGGUUGUAGUUACGAAUAAAACAAAAACUCAAGGUAAUGAAAAGAAUGCAGUUUCGAAAAAAAUAAAGAAAAAUAAUGACGAAGAGCAAGAAGUACUUGUAAAAUAUAAUAUUUCAAACUAUGGAGAACAAAAAUUAGUAAAUGCCAAAGAAGAAAACUUUUUAGAGCAUGAGAAAGUAGUUCCAGAGCCGGAAGUUGUUAUAAAAGAAGAGAAAGUUGGUAGCAAUGAUAAGUGGGAAGGAAUUGUAAAAGAAGAGAAAAUUGGUAGCGAUGAAGAACCAGUGACACUUACAAAAGGAAAACAAAACAAAAGAAUUAAAAAACAGAACGUAUCGGUCAGUUCGAGAAGAGCUAAAGAUGCGUUAUAUAAGAGAAUGAGGCGUAUGAACCCUGAAUAUCGCGAAAAAGAAAGAAUUAGAAGUAGGGAACGUAAAAAAAUAUAUGCCGAACGUAUACGUAGUGAUCCUGUUUUACUUGCAACAUUUAGAGAAAAGGAUCGUAGACGCAAAUCUUCUGCACGUCAGAAUGAUACAAGUCAAGAUUCUGAAAACAAAUUAAAUUACUUAAAUCAUUUAAUUGAACGUAAAGACUUAUCAAGAAUGGAAAUAGAGAGAGAACGAAACCGAUUGCGAAAAGCAGCUCGUCGUAUGGAUCCAAAUUAUCGCAUUCAGGAAAGAGAACGAGAUCGUUUACGUCGUUCUACAAAACGCCAAGACUUACAGUAUCGUGCACAAGAACAACAGAUCAACACAAUACAGCGAAAGCAACGACGUCAUAUGCAAAUGAAGAAGGCAAAUCCUGAUAUAAAACAGGAAAACAAAAAUGGAGAAAAUGAUGACCGAUUUGAAAAGAAUCUUUUGGCAAAUGUCGAUACAGCACUGAACAUAUCAGUUCAGAACGAGAAGUCAAUAAAAAGUUACAUUAAAGGAAGUGAUAAAUCUACAACUAGGAUAGAACGCAUUGAAACUACUGGAAAACGUUCCACUCGUCAGAGUAAAAAACGUUAAAGAAUUCGUAUGAAUUGAAUUGAUCUAUUUUAAGGAUAAUUAUUUGCUCUUUUGAUUUAAGAGUUCUUUGACAUUCAUUAUUUAUAUAUAAAAUAUAAAUAAUA
Molecule: messenger RNA, 1376 nt
Organism: Teleopsis dalmanni
Lineage: Eukaryota; Metazoa; Arthropoda; Insecta; Diptera; Diopsidae
Exons: 3
Coding region: 232-1272 (346 amino acids)
Source: RefSeq, a predicted model, not a curated record